AUGGAUGCUCAUGCUCACGUUUUUUCUUCUCUUUGCUAUCAAACAGUUGUUGAAACUAAAGACGGAUCUGUAUCUGUUGCUUCAGCUUUUUCUGGCCACCAGCAAGAAGCAGCAAUUGCAGUUAGGUUUGAUGAUUUCAUUGCAGAUGCAUUAAGAGGCACUGGAUUUUAUCAAAAGGCUCAUAUGGAGAUUAAAAAAGCGGAUGGAAAUGGAACAGUUAUUGCUGAACAAAAAACUGAGGUUUUUGAAUCAAGAAUCAAGAACAUAACAGAGACAUACACUUCAGGCCAGAUAAUAUUAAAGGAGCUUGUUGACACACUGCAAACAGAAGCUUCUUCUGAUUUGUGGUUUCUUGUGAUGGAUGCUGUGGAAUCACCUUCAACAUAG
Messenger RNA from Lactuca virosa, 387 nucleotides. Lineage: Eukaryota; Viridiplantae; Streptophyta; Magnoliopsida; Asterales; Asteraceae. The record is from the annotation of a GenBank genome assembly.